UCAGCCUCAGCCAGUUAGCCAAGAGAGAAAGCGCCGUUUAGGAAACACUCAAUAAAGCUGGGACACAGCACUGGGCUUGACGUUCUGUUUACAGCUGAGACUGAGGAUUUUUGCAUUCUCCUCUCUGCACUGAUGGUGCUGAUCCCUCUCCUCCAGGGAUGCAUCCAGCUUCUUACCCUGCCUAUAUGUCUGCUCUCGUAUCUGGGCUUAUGGGACCCCCUCUGUAAGAAGAUUUUCCCAUACUUCAUGGCCAGAAUCUCCACUGCCUACAAUCGCAAGCUCUUUCAACAGAAACAGGACCUGUUCAGCAACCUGAUGGAGUUUGCAGGACGUUCAGGGGAGCUCAGAUUGCUGGAGAUAGGCACAGGCUCAGGUGCCAACUUCCAGUUCUACCCAUCUAGAUGCCGGGUAACAUGCACUGACCCCAACCCCAACUUUGAGAAGUUCCUCCUCAAGAGCAUUGCCGAGAGUCCCCACCUCCAGUUUGAAGGGUCCAUAGUGGCCUCUGCUGAGGAUCUACGCCCAGUAGCUGAUGACUCCAUGGAUGUGGUCGUUUGCACUUUGGUGCUGUGCUCGGUGCACAGCAUUGAGCGGGUCCUGAGAGAAGUCCUGCGAGUGUUGAGGCUGGGUGGUGCUUUAUAUUUCUUGGAGCAUGUGGCUGCAGAUCGUUCCAGCUGGGGCUACUUUUGGCAACAGGUCUACAACCCAACCUGGAGAUAUUUGGGAGACGGGUGCUGCCUGACCAGAGAGACCUGGAAAGAGUUGGAGAAAGCAGGGUUCUCAGAACUGAAGUUGCGGCACAUACAAGCUCCCCUGUCCUGGAACCCUACUCGUCCCCAUAUCAUUGGAUAUGCUGUGAAAUAACUAACUCUAUGCACUGAAAAACAGGCACUUCAGCACCAUGGUUCCUAUCUAUUCCCAUUUAUCUCUAGAAAGCAGCCUUGUAAUAUGUCAACACUACUUAUUUAGAAAUUAGUUGCACAGCUAAAUUGCCUUGAUGGGUUGAUAAGGGUAACACGAAAAACUUACUGAGCAUCCAUAGCAUAGCCUAACUUUGGUGUCAGAUUUGUCCAUAUACCAGUCAGGUGCCUCUCAAUCCAGUUUUUAGAGAGCUUUGAUCAGCAUUUCUCACUGGCUAUCCUGCUAGCUUCUGUGGAUCCCGUUCUAUGCACUGAUUAUUCCCUGAUUGUCAUGUAGGGGUGGUGAAUUUUACUGACUCUCAGAAAAAUCAGUUGGGGGCCGCCUCACUGACAUGCCCCCCCAGCGCACUGACAUGUCCCCCCAGCUGAGAAGGAGAAAGACACUCCCCACAUUCCCCUCGCCCAUCAGAGACGAAGGGGGGGCCUAGCCUAGUAGAUUUUGUGUGCUCCAGUCCCAUGGCAGAGGAGGAGGGGCUGGUGAACCAGUGCAGGCUCCCCAGUGCUGUGGGGAGGGGCAGAUCCAGGCAAGCCAGGGUCCACAUCUGGCUGCUGGGCCUGAGGUUACCCACCCUGACAUAUAUAGUGCCUUGGCACCUAAGUCAAGCUUGGAACUCGGUCUUGUUUCUGGGGCUUCAUGGGCCCCAUGUUGCUCAGGAUUGCGAUGCCAAAGCCCCUUUGAGAAUUCAGGCUCGUCAAUUUAAAUCAGAUUUGAAACAACAAUCUGCACAACAAAAUGCUCCCAUUAUAGAAGGGUAAAUUAGCACUAGUAAAGGCCAACAGAGUAGCCGGGGGGCGUUAAAUGGCAGGGAGCUCAUAUUUACUGAAAGAUGAUAGAAGGUUAAACCUAAGCACCAGACAUAUCCGCUCAACUGCACUGAAGGUACUUUUGAUACAAUUUCUUUUGUUUUAUUUGUCUUUUGUAAUUGCUACAGAACCAGGCUGUUGCUACAGAGACAUAGGCUUCUCAAUAAAGUUGAAAUAUAAUUCUGUA
Molecule: messenger RNA, 1911 nt
Organism: Pelodiscus sinensis (Chinese soft-shelled turtle)
Lineage: Eukaryota; Metazoa; Chordata; Testudines; Trionychidae
Product: thiol S-methyltransferase TMT1A-like
Molecular function (GO): S-adenosylmethionine-dependent methyltransferase activity
Source: RefSeq, a predicted model, not a curated record